GGUUGAGAUUUAAUGAUGAGUGUGGACCCAGAGUCAUCCCCAUUCUAUAAAUUAUCCCACUCCGACAUACCUCUUCUCAACACUCUCAUCUCAUUACAAAAGAUGCGCAGUUGGAAACUUCUCCUGCUCUGGGCCGCUCUCAUGUUCGCGGCCUUGGGAGUAAAAGUGUCUUUUCCCAUCGCCGCCACCCACCUCCCUCUCGUAUGGACCUUCCUCCUUCUCUGCUUCAAGCCUCCUUACCUCUUCCUCCUUCUCAACACCAUCAUCAUCUCCAUCGUUGCAUCCUCCAGGUUCCACCACUCCAAACCUCAAUCCGAUCCAACUCCUCCGCCACCUCUUCAACCCAAAUCCCUCCUCCAAGAACAAGAAGUGGAAAAGGAAAUAAUCCACCAAGAAAUCACACUCAAGAGAACAGACUCAACGGAGAUUCCAUCGUCCACGGAGAAGCCUCUCGUGUCUGCUAGGUUCACUCACCGGAAAUUCCUUAAAUCCACUUCUGAAGGUGGGAGAGCGUUGAAGGUGGUGGGCAAGGCCAAACGGCACGAAACGUUGGAGAGCACGUGGAAGGCCAUAACGGAAGGUCGAUCCGUGCCAUUGAGCAGACACAUGAAGAAGUGUGACACGUGGCAGAGCCGCGGCAACCUCGCUCCGUCUCUUGAAAACAAGUCCGGCGAGAUCUUCACCGACGUUUCCACCGCCGGGAGGCUGCGGAAAGAGCCGUCGCUGAGUCAAGAAGAGUUGAAUCGGCGCGUGGAAGCGUUCAUACGGAAGUUCAACGAGGAGAUGAGGUUGCAGAGACAAGAAUCCUUAGAACAGUACAUGCAGAUGGUUAGCCGCGGUGCCGCUUAGUCUCAAUGAUUUAAUAUUUUGUUAGUUACAUUUUACAGACAAAAGGAAGAAAAAACAGUGUAAAUAGUUGAAUAGGGUAUAGACAGUGAUAGUUUUGCAGUUGAA
Vigna umbellata (rice bean) is the source of this 954-nucleotide messenger RNA. The record is from RefSeq and is a predicted model, not a curated record. Lineage: Eukaryota; Viridiplantae; Streptophyta; Magnoliopsida; Fabales; Fabaceae.